AUGGGGCCAAAUGUGGCUCUGGUGCUGGUGUCCAUCGCGGGACUUACACUUGCUGUCGGAAACGACGAAGUGUUCACAAACACGCCAGGAGCCGGACCAUACUACGUGAAAGAGCACAUGGUGGGACCGACUCUGAAGUGCUCCGUGCGAAGCAAGUUUGCCGACCGAGCACGCUAUCAGGUGCAGUGGCAGCGCUACAAUAAAGGCAAUCUCAGGUAUAUCUCCAUCAACGACCAGCUUCUCGACGCAGCCCACUUUGAACUGGUCGGGGACAUCUCUAGUGGAGUGUACGACCUUAAACUCAAGGAUGUUGCUCAGAGUGCAGUCGAGGGCUCCUACUACUGCACUGUUCUUGAUCGUCAAGAAACAGAGCAGUACCAGGCCGAACCGGCUGAAGUGAUUGCUCUAGGUGCGUCUUGCCACUCUUAUCGACGGUUUCUGGCUAACGCAGCACAGAGCGUGUGUCCUUGCAGAUCGCGAUUGCGCUGAAA
Molecule: messenger RNA, 491 nt
Organism: Cylicostephanus goldi
Lineage: Eukaryota; Metazoa; Nematoda; Chromadorea; Rhabditida; Strongylidae
Source: the annotation of a GenBank genome assembly